This is a messenger RNA of Rangifer tarandus platyrhynchus (Svalbard reindeer), 435 nucleotides long. The record is from the annotation of a GenBank genome assembly. NCBI's taxonomy places the organism in Eukaryota, Metazoa, Chordata, Mammalia, Artiodactyla, Cervidae.
AUGGCGGCGUCGAAGGUGAAGCAGGACAUGCCCCCGGUGGGGGGCUAUGGCCCUAUCGACUACAAGCGGAACCUUCCGCGUCGGGGACUGUCGGGCUACAGCAUGUUUGCCGUGGGCAUUGGGGCCUUGCUCUUCGGGUACUGGAGCAUGAUGAGGUGGAACCGCGAACGCAGGCGUCUCCAGAUCGAGGACUUCGAGGCCCGCAUCGCGCUGAUGCCUCUGUUGCAGGCAGAGAAGGACCGGAGGGUUCUCCAGAUGCUUCGGGAGAACUUGGAGGAGGAGGCAACUAUCAUGAAGGACGUGCCGGGCUGGAAGGUGGGUGAGUCCGUGUUCCACACCACGCGCUGGGUGACUCCCAUGAUGGGCGAGCUCUACGGGCUGCGCACGCGCGAGGAGAUUCUCAACGCCACCUAUGGGUUCAUAUGGUACACGUAG